Molecule: messenger RNA, 405 nt
Organism: Staurois parvus
Lineage: Eukaryota; Metazoa; Chordata; Amphibia; Anura; Ranidae
Source: the annotation of a GenBank genome assembly
GGCACAAUAGAAGCAGAAGAUGAUCUAACCAUGAUAUGUUGUAAAUAUCAACUGCACUAAUGUGAGGCAAAUUUUGUAGCAGCCAGGGGCGGACUGACAACUUAUGGGGCUCCCCGGGCAAUAGGGGAUCAUGGGGCCCCUAUGUCCUUGCCCAAACUCAAAAAAGCCUAUGAAAAAGGUACCAGGGGAAUCUCGUGGGGCCCCCUACUGACCUCGGGCCCUCAGGCAGUGCCCAAGUUUCCAAAUGGUCAGUCCGCCCCUGUGUCCACACUAAAGAUGCCAGUGCUGGGGACACAGGAUGGCCGAUGAAGUCAGCCAGUGUGAACAAACAGCUGGAUCGAGGAACUGGUGAGUGUCUGUUUUUUAAAAGUCAGAAGCUACAGGUUUUUUUUUUAUUUUAUUUUU